Molecule: messenger RNA, 492 nt
Organism: Microsporum canis CBS 113480
Lineage: Eukaryota; Fungi; Ascomycota; Eurotiomycetes; Onygenales; Arthrodermataceae
Exons: 2
Coding region: 1-492 (163 amino acids)
Source: RefSeq, a predicted model, not a curated record
AUGUUUUGUCUUAGAAGCUGGCUUCCCCUCCUUUUCAUUCCGACGAACGCUAGUCCGCUGUUUAUUCUCUCCUUCGUCACCCUUACCUACAUCCUCCAUCGGCCCUGUAUAUACUGCUCUGCCCUCCUCUUGAUCCUGUUUAUCUCGUCAUGUCACUGGUCAGACCGCUGCUUCUUUGAUAUCAGGGCAGAUUGGUUUGCCCCGCGAUUCGCUCAUUUGCCUGCAGCCACUUCGACGAAUGCAACUACUACUGCUCCGGCUCUUAAUUCUACUACAAACGAGCUGAUCGAGUAUGUCUUUGAUACCGUGAAUACAACGGCCACCGCCCUUAUGGGAGCUGCGCUUGAAGAAGCGAAACGCUGUGUCAUACCUAACGGUUCAUCAAGUUCCGGAGAACCAGAAUGGACUGGCAUUGGCCUUGAGUGGUUUAGGAGCUUAUUGGGGCGCAGGGAGUGGACUCUUCCCUGUGUUGAUGUGAAGGUUAGAUUAUAA